Messenger RNA from Myxocyprinus asiaticus (Chinese sucker), 1949 nucleotides. RefSeq names its product pyridoxine-5'-phosphate oxidase-like. Gene Ontology annotation, molecular function: pyridoxamine phosphate oxidase activity; FMN binding. The transcript is spliced from 7 exons. The coding region runs from base 48 to 884 and encodes 278 amino acids. The record is from RefSeq and is a predicted model, not a curated record. Gene Ontology annotation, biological process: pyridoxine biosynthetic process; pyridoxal 5'-phosphate biosynthetic process. Lineage: Eukaryota; Metazoa; Chordata; Actinopteri; Cypriniformes; Catostomidae.
UACGUAAGAGAGCAUAAGCGUGCUUACGCAGGUUUGUAGCUGCAGGCAUGAGACGUCUAUUGAGUUGGUGUACGUCAAAGAAUAUCAGUUAUAUUGUGAAAAAUAUCAAACCCAGCGUGUGCUCGACAACCCGCAAUCCACUGUUAUAUAUCUCGUCCUUCUGCAGAAAAUCUACUGUCAGCAGCGGCACAGGCAUGGAUCUGAGUAACAUGCGAAAGAGCUAUAAGAGCGACCAGGAGUGUUUUGAGGAGGAUCAGCUUGCAUCUCUUGAUCCAAUUAAGCAAUUUGGCAACUGGUUUGAUCAAGCCACUAAAUGCCCAGAGGUGGGCGAAGCUAAUGCAAUGUGUCUAUCAACAGCCACCAAGGAUGGACGCCCCUCUGCACGCAUGGUUCUUCUGAAAGGCUACAGCAAAGAAGGAUUUCGAUUCUUUACCAAUUAUGAGAGUCGGAAAGGUUCAGAGCUGGACAGCAAUCCCUAUGCCUGUCUUGUCUUUUACUGGGAACCACUGAACAGGCAGAUUCGCAUUGAAGGUACUGUAGAGAGAAUCCCAUAUGAAAGUUCAUGUGACUACUUCCACUCAAGGCCCAAGACCAGUCAGAUUGGGGCUGUUGUUAGCAGACAGAGCACAGUAAUACCAAGCAGACAAUACCUGAGAGAUAAGAAUGCAGAGCUUGAAGAAAAGUAUAAGGACACCGAGGUACCAAUGCCAGAUUACUGGGGUGGAUACAUGGUCAAGCCUUUCCUGAUUGAGUUCUGGCAGGGUCAGACAAAUAGAUUACAUGACCGUAUAGUGUUCUUGCGGCCCAAAGAGGGAGAGACCGAGCUGGGGGAUAUGCAGCACCAAGCAGAAGGGGGCUGGAUAUACCAACGGUUGUCCCCUUGAUAGAGCGAUUUGCUAUGGAAUCAUUGUCACCAACUGGCAUAUUAAUCCUGUCAUUACUUGGCCUCCAGAAUUUGGCAUUGACAUUGACUAGUGAAGACCCACCCUUUGCCAUUUUCUUCCUACAUGUGUACUGUCUAAAGCAAAACCAGGAGAUUUUGCUUUUGUUGAUAAUUGUAGACAUGAUUUUAUUAAAUCACAUGAAUGCAUUAAAAAUGGUGCUUAGUGUUUGUCGUUAAGCCUUCAAGACUGACCUCAACAUGUUCUUAAACUAUAACUUGUAAGUGCAAAUCACAAAUGUGAAAUAUUAGAAUUAUUUGUUAUAAAGGUGCCAAACAUAACUGUAAUAGCAUUGUCUAUGUGUCUGUUUACUGUAUUUCUAUGUAAGUUAGUGAUGUCUAGGUACCUGUUCUGUAAUAUCAUGUAAAAGUAGCCAAAUUUAUACCAGCAAUGGUCAUUGUGCUGUUUUGCCAGCAGAUGGCAGUAGCUUUAAAUUUGUGCCUUUUGCUCGUGAACUGUGUGCGCAAACAUUAAAUGAGCUUUUUUUUUUUAACACAAUUUAUCACAUCUCUGCAGUGUCAAUAAAACAACUUUAUUUAGCAUGUUUUAACAAUAGCCCAUUUAAAUGGCAAAAGACAAUAGACAAGUAUUGGUUAGACUACUAGGCAUAUUAAAGUUGUUUAUGGAGUACAGUUGUAUCUAGACAUAGCUCACGUGACGUGGGGGUGGAUAUGGCUGGCAGUGGUAAGCUGAUGAAAUCAGAGAUAAAGCCCAAUGUAAAACUGAAUGCGUAUCCUCGAGUUCAUUCUGUUUUAUGGUUGCAACCACAAAUAUAUAUAUAACAUAAACACACAGACUAAUUAUUAAUCAAUAGGCACAUCAGUCAAUAACUUACAAGCCAAAUAAUCUGUUUUUUCAGUUUAUGAUUAGUUCCUAUUAUUACGAUUAUGUACAUGCAUAAUUUAUGACCAUCCUCCAAAUGUAAAAAUAAAAAGAUAAUGGGAAUUUUAUUUGAAAAAAGACUUGUUGGGCAAAUAUUACAAUUCUUUCACUAUUUACUCACCCUCA